Messenger RNA from Patella vulgata (common limpet), 1711 nucleotides. Its product is annotated as solute carrier family 22 member 4. The coding region runs from base 119 to 1672 and encodes 517 amino acids. Gene Ontology annotation, cellular component: membrane. The record is from RefSeq and is a predicted model, not a curated record. Lineage: Eukaryota; Metazoa; Mollusca; Gastropoda; Patellidae. The transcript has 9 exons. Gene Ontology annotation, molecular function: transmembrane transporter activity. Gene Ontology annotation, biological process: transmembrane transport.
AUAAUCCGAUAUAUUGUAAAAUCCCAGAAUAUACACAUACAUCCAAACUACUUGUGGUGUAUUCUUAGCUAAUGAAUAGCAGUAUUUUGAAGAAAAAGAAAAAAUCAAUAUUUUCGAAAUGCAUUUGGAUGAAUUGAUAGAAGAGAUAGGGUCAUUUGGGAAAUUCCAGAUAUUAAUGAUGUUCAUGGUGAUGUCACCAAAGUUAGCUAUUGGAUAUAAUAUGAUGUUAAUGUCAUAUGGUGCCUACGUCACUGAUUGGUGGUGUGUAGAUGACGUCAAUUCUAAUUUUAGCAGGAAUAAUAUGACGUAUAAAUAUUGUUCUGCUGGUAAUUCAACAUGUUCAAGAGUUUAUGAUGGCUAUACAAGGACUGUGGCGACCGAGUGGGAUUUGGUAUGUGAACGAAAGUGGAUAACACCUAUCAUUACCUCUAUACAGAUGGCUGGGGUGUUAGUUGGUGCUAUAAUUGCUGGUCAAUCUGCCGAUACAUUUGGUCGUAAAAAGACAUUCUAUUUUACGUUACUACUCCAUUCCAUAUUUACAAUAGCUAUAAUAUUUGUCUCGUCAUGGCAGGCGUUUACUGUCAUGCGCUGUCUGAUUGGAAUAACUAUCGGGUCUUAUUUGGUGGUCAGCAUGUUUCCAGUCGAAUUUCUUGGAUACAAAUGGAGGCCUGCCUUGAUAGUAAUUCCAUUCUGGGCGACUGGUGUGUGUAUUUUAGCUCUAGUCACAUGGUUAUUGCACGACUGGGUAUAUGUUCAUAUAAUUGCUGGAGUUUGGACGAUGAUAUUUUUACUUGGUUGGUUUAUUGUACCAGAAAGUUUAAGGUGGUUGGCAGUUACUGGGCGGGUUGAACAGGCCGAACAUAUUAUAGAACGAGUAGCCAUGAUGAACGGCAGAACCAAGCCAGCUAAAACUAGAGAAAUGAUUUUGAAACUAAGCGAGGAAGAGGAAGAGCGGACGAAACGAGGACAAAAAUAUUCUUAUAUUAAUUUGUACAAAGGAUGGAAACUUGCUAGACAUACGAUAACACUACAGAUCGUUUGGUGGUCUUUAUCGGCUUCUUAUUAUGGCAUUGCUUUUGGUGUGGAUAAAUUUUCUGGGAAUUUUUAUUUGAAUCUGUUUCUGAUGAAUGUGCUAGAAUUUCCAUUCGUUGUACCUGUUUUAUGUGCUUUAAAUAGAUUAGGUCGACGAAGCGUAGCAGCAGCAAUGUUCGCAGGAGGUUCAUUGAGUUGCGUGGGAGUGAUCAUUGUCCAAAAUACAGUAUCUGGUGAUCACAAAGGAACUGUGAUUACAGUUUUAGCAUUGAUGAUAAAAAUUUUUGCAGGCGAAGCGUGGGCCUCGAUAAUUGCCAUAACAAAUGAAAGUUAUCCUACAGUUAUAAGAAAUUUAGGUUAUGGAGCUGCGAGUACUGCAGCCCGUGUUGGGGGAAUUGUUGCACCGUUUGUGUUUGCUUCGACUGAUAACGAGAUGAUACCGUUUAUUAUAGUUAUUAUUCUCCUGGCAAUAAGUGGUGUCCUGACCAGGUUUUAUCUACCAGAAACCUUGGGAUUAGCGCUAGAAGACAUUCUGCCUGGUUAUGACGACAAAGGGGAGAAACUCCUAGAUGAAAUCCCCAAUGAUCCCAAGGUUUCAGAUACAUUCAAACUGAACGAAUCAUCAAUCGAUAUGCAGUGAUUUAUACCUAUGGAAGUAUUGGUAUAUAAUUAAUUAUAA